AUGAGCUACGGCCGGCUGCAUGUUCCGAUCGUGCUGGGCUCACUGCGGGAUCGCUGGUGCGUAGCGCUGAAGCCUCCCGGCUUUGCUGCUGCGGCCGCCCAUCCCACGCCUUCUUUGGAAGCCACGCUGAAGCCUUUCCUUCGGCGGGAGCGUUCUAUCUCGUUCCCUAUCAGACCCCAGAAGGACGCGGAGGGGCUGGCCUUUGUGACGACGGAUGAUGGGAUGCGCAAGUGGAUCGACGAGAUGUUGCGACGAGGUCUGGUUCGCAGUCGCUACCGGGUCUUGGCCGACGUCGCAGCCAGAAGUGGCCCUCUCCUUGCAGACGGCAGAUUUCUGGAGUCCGGCAACCUGCAAGCAGGUGAUGGUAAGUCGGACAGCUUCGAGUUCGAGCUCUACAGCGGCCCAACGACAUGUCCGGCUGACGAGACGAUCAUCACCGCGUUGUACUUGGUGAAGGGGACGCCGUCUACGAAGGUGGCCCAUAAGAUCCGGCGCAGCUUCUGGGAAGGAGGUGCCCCUGUGCUGUACGAUCCCGUGUUUCACACACCCCCACGCCCUGUUGAUACGGACGAUGCGAUGUUGGAGGACACAGGUCUCUGCAGAGGUGCUCUGGCAAUGCAGCUCUUCGAGCUGGAGAUGCCUGACCCCUUCCGCUCUUGGGAGACUCUUCGCAUCACUGCCAAGGUGCCAAAGGCGUGGCUUCAAGUCCAUCCUCUUCCAGAGUUCACGGAGAAUCAGGCGUUGAUGCAGAUGUGGAAGAGCAAUGCGUCUGGCUUGGCGUUGGAGCGCUCCCACACCAACCUGACCAGCUUGAGCGAAGCCGCCGAUUUUCCUUCUCCUGGCCUUAGCCACGUUCCUUCGCUCGGCGAGAUUCAAGAAGAGUGUUCCAAUCACAGCGAAAAGGACGAUCGCCUUCGUGCUUGCUCCUUUAACUCCGAGGAGCAGCCGACACCGCAGGAACCUGAGAAAGAACAAGAACCUGGACAAAUCGUGCCUGUUCCACGGGCGCCCUUGGGGCCCCCAAUUGGCGGGCCAGUGGGACCGUUCAUAUCGGGACCUGGUCCAGAGCUGCCAGUCAAGGCGCCGCCGUCCCAUGGCAUUUCCGCGAAAAUGCCGCCACCGCAAUUUGAAGUAGUGUCGGGUGGCGUCAUCGGUGUAAAAAUGCCGCCAGUUGGCCCUCCACCGCUUGCUCCUCCACAGAUGUUGUCAACUUCUCUGCCAGUCCUUCCUCCCGGCCUGGGUUUGGCCCCGCCGGUUGGGCCACUGCCAGCCGUCUUGCUGCAACCGCCGCCGGAGCAGCCACCUGCAGGCUUGCUGGCAGCUGUGGAUGCCGCAGUGGUGCGUGCAGGUGCUCCCGGAACAGUGCCGGCGGGACCUGUUGAGAAGUUGGAAUGGCAGGCGCACACGUCGCCUGAGGGUAUCCCGUUCUUCUUUUGCAAGAAGACCGGUGAGUCAAGAUGGGUGCGGCCAUGUGGGCCAGGCGACACCAUCGUGGAAGCCAAAGCGGAAGAGGUGCGAAAGGAGCCGAAGGCCGGGUCACUGAAGGACAAGCUCGGUGAGCCCGAAACUUGGGAAAGCAUUGGGAAGACAGGAUGGACACGAGUUGAAACGGACAAGGGGUACACAUAUUUCUACCACAAGAAGCAGAAAAAGACCUCAUGGACUUGUCCACCCGAGAUAGCGAAGGAGGUGGCAGCGUUGGAUGGAAGCUUGGGGGCUGCAGACGGGGAGGAAAACAAAGAGGUGGAGGAUGGCAAGGAGGGGGGUGCUGAAGAGACACGGGAUGCGGCGCAGACCGAGCCCGCUGAUGGGGACGAAGAAGGACCCAAGAAGCAGACGCGUGCAGAGCGGGCAGAGAAGCGGGCACAUCAGGUGGAAGAGGAGCAGAAAGCUUCCAAGGAGAAGGACAAGCUGCGGAACUUCAAGCAGCUUCUGGUGGAGAAAGGUGUUCGGGCCUUUGACAAGUACGACAAAUGGGUUCCCAAACUGAUGCAUGACCCUCGUUUCACAGCAGUAACUAGCCUCAAGGAAAGAAGGCUCCUUUUCGAGAUGCUUGCGAAAAAGAUCGAAACAGAGAAGCGCAAGACACAGGCCGUCUGCAAGAGUCGAGGGCGAGAAGCCUUCAAAGAGCUGGUGGACAAAGCCGACCAGUUAGACUUGCUUGCAGGGAGAACGGUUGAGAAGGCGCUGGCUAGCAUGGAACGUCGCUUCGGCGAUGAGGCGCAAUGGGAUGCCGUGCCGGAACGCGAUCGGGAGCGCAUGGUUGCAGAGGCGGUUGCGGAGGCCACCAAGAGAGUGGAGAAGCAGAAGGAGGAGGCGCGGGCGAAAUUCCGCGCUGCGGUGACCGAGGGCCUACGGGGCAAGGAGGAGGACCCUCCAGCUUUCUCCAAGGCCAGACGGUGGCUGGAGCACGACCCUUCCUGGGAACAGCUGGGGUCUACGGAGCGCGAGAACCUCUAUGGCCGUCUGGCCCGUGAAAUGAAGGAUGCCAAGAGAAAGCAGGACGCCAAGAAGCGGGAGGUGCAGCAGGAGUUGGAGGAAGCCCGCAAGAAGCGGAAGCUCGGAGAGGCGGAGGAGAAGAUCUUCAGCGUUUUGUCGGAGCGCAUGAAGAACCCAUUCAGCAUGACCUGGGAAGAGGCAAAGCCGGAGGUGCAAGAACUGCAGCUGCAGAAGACCUUCGGCUUGAGGGACAAUGAGCUUGAGCAGCUUUGGCUAGACUACCAACGGAGGGCCAUAGACGCCCGAAGAGAGGCCUGGCUGUGUAUUCUGGAUUCUGCCGGCUUCGAAGUUAUCGGGCCAGAGCUGGAAUUCGAGGAGGUUGUCCAGAGAGCCUUCGAUGCAAAGACGGACGUGGCCACGCAGAAGGCAUUCGAAGGCAUGCCCGAGGAUGUGCUGAAGGAAAGUUGGAAGCAGUGGCGAGAGCGUGCCUACGAGCUGGCAGUGGAAGACUGUCAGCAGUGGCUACGCACCUGCCAGCACCUGCGGGGCUGCGAAGAUGUAGAGCCCACUGGUGGUGAUGAUUUCGAUCGGCUGAUGCGCAGAUUGGCGGCAAAGGAUAUCCGCUUCAGGAGACUGGAUGGACGACCUGAGCAGCAGACGAGACUGCUGGCGGGACGUCUGCGAGAGCUGCGCAGCCUCCGUGGACAGAAGAAGGAUGAGGGCGAGGAGGAGGAAUACAUGUGA
Messenger RNA from Symbiodinium necroappetens, 3183 nucleotides. Lineage: Eukaryota; Dinophyceae; Suessiales; Symbiodiniaceae. The record is from the annotation of a GenBank genome assembly.